Messenger RNA from Entrophospora candida, 887 nucleotides. The record is from the annotation of a GenBank genome assembly. NCBI's taxonomy places the organism in Eukaryota, Fungi, Glomeromycota, Glomeromycetes, Entrophosporales, Entrophosporaceae.
GUGCUCUUGUCACAUUUGCUAUUUUAUACAAAUCCCUCACACAUCAUUCCAGAAACAACCAUGAACUAAAAAUACACAGUGAAAGCCUUAAUGUAUUUGAUUUAAAUAGGUUAUCAGAUAGAAUUAAUGCAAUGUUUUACAUUAGAAACAUAUGUCGAUUAUUACCAAUGGUAUUGGAUCUAUGCCCCAAAAGAGAUAACCCUGAGUUUCAGGUGUUAAAUAGAUUAAAUGGAAAUGUGGUUGAAAUUGGUUACACAGUUAAGAAAAUACUUCUUAAAGAACAAGAUGCUAAUCACUUAAAACAUAUUUACAAGAUACUGAAAGACAAUGAAAUCAGAUGUGUUGAUGAAUUAUUUGCUUCACAUGGUAAACGUGUACAUUUAAAGCCUUGUGGAGAUGAAAGGAAACCAUCAGAUUUUAAUGGACUGUUAAGAGCAUUAACAUGUAUAUUAACUUGCAUCAAAGGUUUACACAAUAUAAAGCCCCAUCCAUUAAUGCAUAGAGGCAUCAGAUGGCCAAACAUAAUUUUGCAUAAUGAAAUAUAUAUUUUAAUUGAUUUUGAAUUUGCUGAAUUUGCUCCACAAGUAGCUUUAAAUCAGCUCAAGGAAAAUGAACAUGCGCCUGAAAUGUUGAGGGGUAAGCAUGAUGAAAAAGUUGACCUAUGGAGUGUUGGACAUUUAAUAUUUUCAAGCAACAUCCACAACAUCCCAACAGAACUUUCCAAUCUAGCAUCAAAACUAUGUGAAGAUGAUUUAAAUAGACGACCAUCAGCAUCUGAUGCUCUUGAAAAGAUUAAAGAAAUGUUUAAAAAGUGGUACCCUUUGGAUAAAUGGUUAGAAUAUUUUGAAAAUAGUUUAAAUAAUCCAGGAUAUGUCAUUUUUAAAUAA